Sus scrofa (pig) is the source of this 7936-nucleotide messenger RNA. RefSeq names its product Janus kinase and microtubule interacting protein 3 (gene JAKMIP3). Gene Ontology annotation, molecular function: kinase binding; microtubule binding. NCBI's taxonomy places the organism in Eukaryota, Metazoa, Chordata, Mammalia, Artiodactyla, Suidae. The record is from RefSeq and is a predicted model, not a curated record.
CACGGAGGCAGAUGGAAGUUCCCAGGCUAGGGGUCGAAUAGGAGCUACGCCACAGCCCCAGCCCCAGCCACAGCCACAGCCAUGUGGCUCCUUAGCCCACUGAGCAGGGCCAGGGAGUAAACCCACCUCCUCACGGAUGCUAGUCGGGUUUGCUACCCCAGAGCCGUAGCGGGAACGCCAGUCGUGUCUUUGAGGCACAAACGUUUAACCUUCCUGAAGUCGACUUGUCGAUUUUUCUUCUCACUCUGCCUUUGGUGCCACGUCCGAGAAGUCAUUUUUAAGAUCAGCGUCCUGAAGCUUUUGUCCUGUUUUCUUCCAAAAGUUCUCUUGUUUUAGAUCUUACCUUUAGGUCCUUGAUCUGUUUUGAGGGAAUUUUUGCCUGCUGUGUGAGGCGAGGGCCCAGCUGCACCCUUUGCAGGUGGACACCCUGUUUUCCCGGCACUUUUUGUGGAAGACGCUGCCCUUUCUCUGAACGGUCUUGGCUCCCUGGUCCAGAGUGACGCGUCCGUGUGCAGGAGGGUUUAUCUCCGGGCUCUGCCUUCUCUUCCGUUGGCCUAUUUGUCCUUAACGCACACGCUUACUUUCAAAAUUAGACAUGUGAGCACAUCCUGCACACACACACGUUGCAGCUGGCUUCGAAAAAUGUUGAUUACGUGUCGGGAGCCUAAGGCCGUGUCCUGGUACGUGUGCGUCCCUGUUUAUGUAAAUUGUCUCUUGGACAUUUAGGAGGCUUCCCGUUGCUCACUGGUGGGUUAUGGGCACGUUGUCACAAUCGUCCUCAAAUGGGCUCUACUUAGGGUUCUCAGCGCCAUGCCUGGCACGGGGUCAGUGGCAGGAAAGGCACGUGUUCAGCAGCCUCUGCACAAACGCCAGUAACAGUGUCACUUCCUUAGGACACGUUCCUAGAGGUCACGUUUCCGGGCUCGAGCAGCGCACCUGCUGCCCCCCUCACCUGGCUCGGAGCCGCCCUGAGAAGGGAGGUGGGGCCUGGGCAGACCCCACAGACGGCGAGCCUUCCUGCUUCAGGGCCCAGCCGUGCCUGGGCAUCGUGUAGGGUUUGGAUCCUGGCUCCAGCCCUGCCGGGGGGGUGGCCGCGGCCACAUCACCCGACCUCCCCUGGCCGGCAGUGUGGCUGCAGGGUCUGUCGUGCAGGGCCAUGAUCGCAAGGCCGUCGGGAUCCCAGUCCUGUCUCCUUGGUCAGCUCAGAGGAGCUGGACUCCCAGGGCCUCCAGCGUGGAAGUCGGCUGGAUUUACUGAGGCAGCCCCUGCGCUCAUCCGUGCAUGGGUGAUGCUGGCCUCCUUGGAGUCAGGCUGUGUCUUGCUUCCCCAGAGAUCAGUGCAUGCCAACCCCCUCUAGCCCCUCACCGUUAAAAUAAAAAAGCCCUUGCAGCGGAGUUUCAUUCAUGUGACUGAGUCAGAGCCGCAUAACCGCAGAGGGGGUUCUCUAGGGAACUGAGGACCGGAGGGCUGUCCCAACGCCCCGGAGGCGGAGGGGCGCCCCGUGGCGGGGGUCCCCCAUCCCGCGGCGCCCACCUGGCUUCUCCCGGAGGGUGAACACAGCAAAGCCGCCUUCGGAUGCCCGUCUCCACGGCUGAGCCCUCCCAGCGGCAGCGCCUCCGCUUCCCUCCCCACCCGGCGUCGUCCACGCAGCCUCCAGGCGGAGCGCGAGGCUGGAGCCGCUGAGCGGCGCUGGGCCCGCGAGCCUCCCGACGGCGGCUGCUUAGAGACGCAGGCAGACGCUCCCUCCCCCGGCCGCGGCCGCCGCGUGGUAAAUUCCAUCGGAGAAGCGGCGGCGCGAGCGCUUUGCUGAGUCACAGAACCGGGAGCGACUGCCGCCGCCGGGCGGAGUGCGGCCGAGCCGAGGGCGUCCCGGGCGGAGGAGCCUCCCCGGGGCAGAGGCGCCCGGGCCCCAGGGGCUGCGGGAGUGAGAGAAGAUGUAGACUCGCUGCCGUGAGCACAGCCCAGCGCAGACAGCAGCCCGCCUGGGCGCCCGCGGGCCACCCUCACCAUGUCCAAGAAGGGCACGGGCAGCCGAGGCAAGGGGGACAGGGCAGAGGCCCUCGCCGCGCUGCAGGCCGCCAACGAGGAGCUGCGGGCCAAGCUCACCGACAUCCAGAUCGAGCUGCAGCAGGAGAAGAGCAAGGUCAGCCGGGUGGAGAGGGAGAAGAACCAGGAGCUCAAGCAGGUGCGGGAGCACGAGCAGCACAAGAACGCCGUCCUGCUCACGGAGCUCAAGACCAAGCUGCACGAGGAGAAGAUGAAGGAGCUGCAGGCCGUGCGGGAGACGCUGCUGCGGCAGCACGAGGCCGAGCUGCUUCGGGUCAUCAAGAUCAAGGACAACGAGAACCAGCGGCUGCAGGCGCUGCUGCACGCCCUGCGCGAAGGCGCCCCCGACAAGGUGCGCACGGUGCUGCUGUCCGAGGCCAAGGAGGAGGCCAAGAAGGGCUUCGAGGUGGAGAAGGUGAAAAUGCAGCAGGAGAUCUCGGAGCUGAAGGGCGCCAAGAAGCAGGUGGAGGAGGCGCUCACCAUGGUCAUCCAGGCGGACAAGAUCAAGGCCGCGGAGAUCAGGAGCGUGUACCACCUGCACCAGGAGGAGAUCUCCCGCAUCAAGAAGGAGUGCGAGCGGGAGAUCCGCCGGCUGAUGGAGGAGAUAAAAUUUAAAGACAGAGCAGUCUUCGUGCUGGAGAGAGAGUUAGGGGUUCAAGCCGGGCAUGCUCAGAGACUGCAGCUCCAGAAAGAGGCUUUAGAUGAGCAGCUGUCCCAGGUCAAAGAGACAGAGCGGCACCUGGGCAGCCCCAGACGGGAAGUUCCUCAGGCCAGCGGUGCAGGAGACGCCUCAGACCACUCGGGAAGCCCUGAACAGCAGUUGGACGAGAAGGAUGCUCGGCGCUUCCAACUUAAGAUCGCGGAGCUGAGCGCCAUCAUCCGGAAGCUGGAGGACCGCAACGCCCUGCUGUCGGAGGAGCGGAACGAGCUGCUAAAGCGCUUAAGAGAGGCCGAAAGUCAGUACAAGCCCUUGCUGGAGAAGAACAAACGCCUGACUCGGAAAAACGAGGACCUGUCUCACAGUUUACGUCGGAUGGAAAACAAGUUAAAGUUUGUCACUCAGGAGAACAUAGAGAUGAGACAGAGGGCUGGCAUCAUAAGGAGACCGAGCUCCCUGAACGACCUGGACCAGAGCCAGGACGAGAGGGAUGUGGACUUCCUGAAACUGCAGAUCGUGGAGCAGCAGCACCUCAUCGACGAGCUGUCCAAGACCCUGGAGACGGCGGGCUACGUUAAGAGCGUGUUAGAGCGUGAUAAGCUUUUAAGAUACCGGAAACAAAGAAAGAAAAUGGCAAAACUGCCCAAGCCGGUUGUCGUGGAGACCUUCUUUGGCUACGACGAAGAGGCCUCCCUGGAGUCUGACGGGUCUUCCAUCUCUUAUCAAACGGACAGAACGGACCAGACCCCGUGCACCCCGGACGACGACCUGGAGGAGGGCCUGGCCAAGGAGGAGCCGGAGCUGAGGUUCCGGCAGCUGACCAUGGAGUACCAGGCCCUGCAGCGGGCCUACGCUUUGCUGCAGGAGCAGGUCGGAGGGACGCUGGACGCAGAGCGAGAAGUUAAGACCCGCGAGCAGCUCCAGGCGGACGUACAGAGGGCGCAGGCGCGGAUCGAAGACCUGGAGAAGGCCCUGGCUGAGCAGGGGCAGGACAUGAAGUGGAUCGAAGAGAAGCAAGCGCUCUAUCGGAGAAACCAGGAGCUCGUGGAAAAGAUUAAACAAAUGGAGACAGAAGAGGCUCGGUUAAAACACGAGGUCCAGGAUGCGAAAGACCAGAACGAGCUGCUGGAGUUCCGGAUUCUGGAGCUUGAGGAGAGGGAGAGGAAGUCGCCGGCCAUCAACUUCCACCACACCCCCUUCGUGGAGGGGAAGAGCCCCCUGCAAGCGUACUGCGAGGCCGAAGGCGUGACGGACAUCCUGGUCACGGAGCUGAUGAAGAAGCUGGACAUCCUGGGCGAUAACGCCGUAAGUAAUCUGACCAAUGAGGAGCAGGUGGUCGUCAUACAAGCCAGGACGGUCCUGACUUUGGCCGAAAAGUGGCUCCAGCAGAUCGAAGAGACGGAGCUGGCCCUGCAGCGGAAGAUGGCAGACCUGGAGAGCGAGAAGGAGCUGUUCAGUAAACAGAAGGGCUACCUGGACGAGGAGCUGGACUACAGGAAGCAGUCCUUGGACCAAGCGCACAAGCACAUCCUGGAGCUGGAGGCCAUGCUGUACGACGCCCUGCAGCAGGAGGCCGGGGCCAAGGUGGCCGAGAUGCUGUCGGAGGAGGAGCGGGAGAAGCUCAGGGUGGCCGUGGAGCAAUGGAAGCGCCAGGUCAUGAGCGAGCUGCGUGAGCGGGACGCCCAGAUCCUGCGGGAGCGCAUGGAGCUGCUGCAGCUGGCACAGCAGAGAAUUAAGGAAUUAGAAGAAAGAAUAGAAGGUCAGAAGAGACAAAUAAAGGAGCUGGAGGAAAAGCUCCCAGAGGAGCCAGAGCCCUUUCCUCCAGCUGGACCGGGGAGCAGUGGGCGCCCGGGCGGCCGCAUGAGAUGCUGCAUCUCAUCCUCGAAGCCCCGAGAGGACCUGGCCUCUGCGGACCCCCUCCCACCCAGGAGCAGGGAGAAAGGGGGUCUUUGAGCACCUCUGACGGGGGCUGUCCACUUCAGUGAGCUGGAGUUAGGACUCGCUCUCUGACCGGGGCUCCCUGAAGAGGCCUGGACUUGGCCGCAGGCCCUGGGCACCCUCCUGGGACACAGCCCCCCGCCCCAGACCCCUGCCAGGCAGCGAGAGAGCCGCUUCUGUGCUGGAGCCCCGCACCCCUGCCUCCUUCGUUCCUUUAACAACCGAAACGUGUCUCAAAGGAAGCUUCUCAGAAACACCUUGGGCGCCUGCAAAGUGACAACGAAGCUGCCACCACGGGGAAACUGGGGUGGCUCCCGGGGCCAAGGACGGAUUCCCCGGGAGCCCCGGAGGCCUUCGCUCGCGGGUCCCGAGCGCCUGCUUGGCUGCCACGUCCUGCCGUCCUUCCUUGUUUGUGCUGCUGCGUCCCUCCUGGGAACAGAGCCCCAACUGCCACGGUGCCACCAGCCUCCCGCCCUGAGCCGCCGGAGGAGCAGGUGGGACCCACCAAAGGGAGGCCUACAGAGCAUGGAGGUGGGACGAGAGGGACAAGCAGACUGGCAAAGGACCUGACUUCGUCAGAGACGCGGGGUCCUCGGGCUGCCGGUGAGCCCAGCGUGGCCGAAGCUGCCCAGUCCAGAGCCCUGGCCUCCGCACUCAAGGGGCAGCGCCCGGCCGGGGUGACAGUGCACCGCGGUUCCGCAGGUGUGAGAAGGGGCCCGGCGCCCAGGUGGCCAGCAGAGGAGAAGCGGCGCCGCUGGAGCCGGUAUGGAGCGUGAUGUCCGGUCCCGCGGAGCGCUGGGUCCACAGCCCAGGAGAGCCUUCCGGCUUGGACACUCCCUGCCUCUCGGGUUGGAGGAGGUUCUUCUGCUGGCCUUGCACCCUUGGGGAUCUGAGGUUGCCCCCUCCGUGCUGAAUUUGCAAGGGAUGCUCGAGUCUGUGUGUGUCCACGCGUGAGUCUGUGUGCGUGUGUGCACACGCGUGUGCUCAAUCAGAAGAUGACACCCAGGAUUUAGCUCUUUCGAGGCGCUUAGAAGUUGGCCCGCUGGGUAAUGAGAUGUGCAGCCACUUGGGGACAUGACAAACCUUGUAGGAAAGGAAGGUAAAUGGCUUUGCCCGGCGGCUGAGGGACGUCCGCCUGCGGUGUCUGGCAGUGUUAGGCUCAUGCUGUAUUUGUGUCGGGAGGAAGGUUCGACUCCCGUGCAGAUGACGGCGGCGGCCGGGCCAGGCUUGAUUCCCGAGGAUGGUCAGGAGGAAGCUUAUAGGAUGGGACAGAUCCGCUUUGUCGUGGGUGCAGGUUUUCCGCUGGGCAGCCGGCCGUUCAUCAGCUCUCACCCAAGAAGGACGUCCUUUCUGUUGUCAAUAAAGCCACAGUUACUAAUUCACUUGGACAAGAUAGGGGGCCGGUUCGCCGCUCGUCCAGCUGAGUCCGAUGUCAGGGUUUGUAUCUCGAGUGCGAAAUCCUGUUUAGUCCUUCCUGCACACCUUCAUCUUGUUCUAAUGACUGCAUUCUCUUGGCACAUUUGUUAUACUCAGAACCAAAUGGCAAACGGAGGUCUUGCGUUACUAAAAGCCGCCAAGGAGCUAAACUCCUAGAUGGAAGCCUGGUGGACCGUAUGAGGCAGGCGUCCAGAAAAUACUCCUUCGCUCCGGCACGCCCUGCGGGCCUGCCUGGUCCCUGCGUGCUGCCUCGCAUCAGCAGCUAUGCAGUUGGCCGUUUCAGAUAAAAAAAAAAAAAUACGCGCGUUUGAAACCGAAAUUCACAUCCCUCAUGUUUAUUUGGGUCAUCCUGGUUUUACAUGUUGUACGUAUGUCUGCAGGCCUUCAGAUGCCCGCCCCACACACCCCAGACACGCUUCAUCACAGCUUUGUAAUUAGAAUGAGAAAGGUCGGCUCUACAGGAAAGAGAAGCAUGUGAACAUGUGCCAUGCUCAGGAAGCUGGACUUGUCUAUGUAAGAAGGAUGUGCGCAGGAAAAAGAAAAUGGGUCAAGGAAUGGCUUAAGGAAAAUGCCCCCUGUACUAGACCGCGUUUGGAACCGAGGCUUCCCCAAAGCACGCAUUUAGUUGCAAAGCCAGUUCUUCUCCUUCGAUGCUAUCGUUUUUAUUCAUGUAUCGUAGGUACCUUCUUUUCAUCCGAUUACAAAACCCAGCGUUUUAGGACUGGGCUUUUGCAAGAAAAGGGAGGGAGGAGGGGAGAAAGACAGAGAGAAGGAAAGAGCAUCUGUCACUGAUUCCUGCUGGUCCAGCGAUCAUCUGAGGAAUUCAAGUGUUUUAAAAUAACAAGUGUUUUCCAAAUCCUAGAAUGGACCUUUUAUUCAUGACCAGUGGGCUGGAUUGAAUUUCCUACAAGGAUUUGGGCUUUUUUUUUUUUUUUUUUUUUUUUUUUCCUGCUGGCUCUUCAAACAGGGGAGGCGUGUGUGUGGAAGCAUGUUCCCUAACGGAGGAGGGACCCGGAAAGGCGGACACACCGGGAUGUCUGCUGUGUAACCGAGAGACGUAUACAGCGUAACAGUUACCGCCAUCGUCACUGUGUGCACAAGAGACCCACGACAACACAACUGUUUUCAAUUGUCUAAACCACAAAUCCAUGUGAAUCGCAGCUUCCUGGCUGACAACACGCGUGCCAGGUGCGCGUGCCUCGUCUCCGUGGUCUAGGACUCUAGUUGCUGAAGGACGGUGGCUCUUCCUUCAUGUGCUCUGCCCGCGAGGAACCUGUCGCCUUCAGGACACCCCGAGUGCCUUACAGGGCGUGUGAGCACCAACGCUGGCCGUCAGGAGGGCGGGUGUGUCGGGACUGCGUUUGACACCCGUCUACACGGACCGUCACGGCGUCGCGGACCUUAAGGUGGAUUGUGUGUUUUAACACAGUCGUGGAUUUACGUUUAGGCUCAGGAAAAUCAAGCUGUAAAUAUAUGUAUCAAAUCAUAUAUUUGUUUACCGUCUAUUUUCUAAAAGCUUUAUUGUCAAUUUAUGCAAAAAUGAAUUAGGACUUGUUUUCUCAUGGCCACGUGCCAGGCCGUACCUGUGUUCCUGAAGCAACUCCUUAAUAACCACUCUUGAAACAUGCGAUGCUCCGUUCAGUGCUAAACAGUAUUCAGAGGCCCGAAAGAGGUUUGUAUUGUGAUCAACUUAAAAUUUUACACAUAUUUUUGUAUUGUGAUUCCUAUGAUACAUACCAGAGAAUUUUUUACUCCUUUGUAAAUUACAGUACCGUUUUUAAUAAAAACUUGUUUUAAAUCUUAGCAUAUCAGGGUUCUCCUCCUCACGAAAUAGUAAAGUUUGGACUCACUGGCUGU